AUGAAAGAAAAUAUUAAGUCGCUAAUUUUUAAUAAAACAUUUGCAUUUUUGCUUUUUAUUUGGAUGAGUUAUGAUAUAAAUAAUGUGAGGGGUAUCAUAUCGUUAGAUAAACAACAUGGCUAUAUUACUUUAAGAAGUAAUAGACUAUUAUUAGAUGACCCACUUGAUUUGGGAUCAAUUGAGUAUUUAAAUUUUGACGAUAGUAACGCUACAUUACAGGACGAAGAUAAAUAUAAAAAUAACUGUAGAACUAAAUCCGAAAUAGGAGAAUCAAGGGAAAGCUUUUUAAGUAUGGAAGAAUUGUAUAAAUUAGAUAGUGAAAAAAGGUCCUCAUUACUUAGUAGAAUAGAUAGGUUUUGUGAAAAAAAUAUCUUUAAUCAGUUAGAUUCCAUACAUAAAAUUAAGGAUAAUAAGUUUAUUAAUGAAAUGACUAAAAACAAAAAGAUAUAUAAAAAGGUGGCUUUAGCAGUUAUUCCACCUUAUUCAGUUAUAGGUGCAGGAUUAAUAAUAGUUACAGUAUUAAGUUAUGUAUUUUGUAAUACCUUAUUGAAGAAUGUAGGAUCAAUUGCAUUUCAAAUUGUAACUGUAGCUUUGAUAGCAUGUAUGCCAUUCUUAUUUAUAAUGUGUAUUGUUUAUAUUUUCAGAAAAUUUAUGAAAUAUGAAAAAAUAUAUGAAAAUAAACCAAAACUUUCUCAAAAUGUAUUAAAUUUUUUGUUUGGAAAAACUUUUAAUAAGACAUAA
Molecule: messenger RNA, 741 nt
Organism: Plasmodium malariae
Lineage: Eukaryota; Apicomplexa; Aconoidasida; Haemosporida; Plasmodiidae
Product: Plasmodium exported protein, unknown function
Exons: 2
Coding region: 1-741 (246 amino acids)
Source: RefSeq, a predicted model, not a curated record